This is a messenger RNA of Mesocestoides corti, 315 nucleotides long. The record is from the annotation of a GenBank genome assembly. Lineage: Eukaryota; Metazoa; Platyhelminthes; Cestoda; Cyclophyllidea; Mesocestoididae.
AUGAAGAAGCUGUGUCCUCGACUGGCCUUUGUUUCCACAUCUCUUGCUCCUUACCGGAAGAAGGAGAAGAAGAAGAAGUCUCCUUUGUCCCUACCACUGUGCAGUCUGAUUGAUGAAUGGCACCCUUCUCCACACGCAGUUGUUGUUGCUAACACUUUCUUUCUGCCAUUCUCCAUAAUUGUCGACUGUGUUUGUGACACCGCCAUUGCCUUCUGCUUGCAAAAUCGUAUUGCGGAUCUCGCAGAACUGCAUGCAUUCAAGUCACAUUUCAAAAGUUACUUGUCACUUGCGAGUCGCCGUAUUUGGAACGAUUAA